Molecule: messenger RNA, 1615 nt
Organism: Diachasmimorpha longicaudata
Lineage: Eukaryota; Metazoa; Arthropoda; Insecta; Hymenoptera; Braconidae
Exons: 9
Coding region: 358-1299 (313 amino acids)
Source: RefSeq, a predicted model, not a curated record
AGCACGUCUUUGUGGAUAAAGUGCCUAUGGCCAUUGGAAUCGAUUAAUCGACCGAAUUAAAUUUCUGGAAAUUCUCAACGCUGUAUUCAAGUGAGGAAUAUCCACUAGCAACUGGAAUAAGCAGAAAGGGUGAACCGAAAAGGAGUUGAGGCGCGUGUGCGACGUGCUCCUUCCCCAAUCACGCUCACUGGCUUUUUCAAGAUACCAUCGGGGCCUCGACAGCAACUCCGGCCACAAACGAGUCUCGCACUUCGACAGACACGCAUCGAACUCUCCUGAACUCUCGCACCGGUUACUUUAUUUAAGUGACAGUCAGUAAAUUCGAAUAAUUUUUAGGGUAUUAGUUAUCGACAUAAGAUGAAACUGUCUCUGGCGGUGUGUGCUCUGGUGCUCCUGGGAUUCGCCGGGUGCAGUCCCAUUGUGAAGAGGGAGACCAAUGAGAUAAGUCCCAUUAACGAGGUUCUGGUGCUUGAGGAGCAGGGGGAUGCGGCUGACGACGAGCACGGAGACAGGGAGAAACGGAAAAUAGGCGCUGUCAAGCUGGGCGUCACCAAUGGAAUCAUUGGUUUUGUAUUUGGAAAACUUGACUCAUUCCUGGAUGCUAAGACGAAAGCCCUGACGGUUCUGGACGAGUCCAACAAAGCCAAAAACGCGAUUUAUGGUAUUGACAAUACACAGUCGGCAACAAGUGCUUUUGUCAGUGAUAUCUUGGGUAAGAAGAUACAGGCUGCCAGUGCUGGCAUUGGACCACUGAUCAACAGUGCGACGACGUUCGUGUCCUCUGCUGCACAGGGAAUCGUUGGGGCUGUUGCCCAAAAGGUUGCACCUCUUAGUUCGAUUGUUGGAGGUCUUUCCGGAGGGUCAGGAUCAUCGGGAGGAUCUGGUGGCGACGGCGGUGGUUCAGCUGGAGGUGCGCUAAGUAUUCUCAGCAGUCUGAGCGGCAGUAGUGGAGGUCUCAGUGGCAGCAGUAGUGGACCUGAGAAUAACGAUGAUGACAUAAAACCAGCUGGUGGUGCUGGUGCGGGAAUAAAUCUCGGGGCAUUCGCCAAUUUGGGUGGCGGCGGUGGGAUACGAACGACCACCGAGGAGGACAUUCCGGAGUUCGACAGGAAUAGAGUCUCCCUGGAUGUGCCUCCGAAGGCUUUUGGUGCUGGAUUCACAGUUAUCACGGGCAUCAGCAGAGCUGUGGGAAAAAUGAUUCAAAACUCGGCGAAACGCACGGAGCAGGUGUUUGAGGUCUUCAAACCCCUCUUCAGAGGGGCCUUUGCGAUCAAGGGCCUCCCCUCGGACAGGACUUAAUCAAAAUCGUAGAGAUAAAUUAAUUCUAGUGAGUGAUGCUCAGGGAUGGCCUCGACUGUCCCAAUAAUUUUUAUCUUACCGAGGACGUGAGAUAUCCACGGGGAGAACCAAUGACACGGGCAGGGAUCACCUAAUUUAUUUACUUGUCAACAAAUUUAGUAAUGUGCGCGGUGCCAUGGGGAUUCGUCCUCUAUUGCUCAUUUUAAAAUAAUUCUUGUUGUUAUUUAUGUAAUUUGUUUUUUUUGUAUCUUUAAAAGUCUGCGGUCAAUCAAAAUGAAUAAAAUUAAUUUUUUUUCAAUGAAGACAGAAUUUUAUU